Messenger RNA from Prorocentrum cordatum, 1736 nucleotides. Lineage: Eukaryota; Dinophyceae; Prorocentrales; Prorocentraceae. The record is from the annotation of a GenBank genome assembly.
GUGCUCUCCGCGGGUUGCAUCCACCCCUGGACACACCAGGUGACUGGAGACGCCCCCCGGCUCUGCUGCGGGCUGGCCGCGGUGUGGGACGUCGCGUCUUGCCGCUUCGGCCCGGAGAACACCGACCAGACUGGAUCACCGAGUGCCAGGGCCUUCGGGGGCGAUCCAGUCGAUCUCCAUGCAAAGUUCAUGUUAUUCCAGGACUCAUUUCAUGACAACGAAGGCGUAGAGACACUUUUCACAUACCUAACGGUUUUGAUCGGAGAGCGCCUGGACGACAAGGUGGAGGCGCAGAACGCUGCGCUCUUUGAUGUGGACAUUCGUUCCCAAGAUUCCGUGACGUAUUUAAUAAUGAGGAGAGAUCAGCAAGUGUCCAAGGCAGCGACGAGAGGCCUGAUUCCACCCGACAGCGUGACGGCGAGAAUGGACGGAGAAUGUGCAAGUUUGUCCACUCAGGAUAAGAAGAUGUUCGAGACGGGGUUGCACAUGAGGGAUGGCGAUGACCCAGGUUCAGAGCAGAUGGGCGUCUUCGACGUGUCUGUUUCCGAGGAAGAGGCCUUCGCGUUGUUCGCGACCAUCGAGCAGCAGGACCUCUCCGAGGAAGAAGUGAUGCAGCUGUUCGUGGCACCGGCAGCGGUCGCGGGUGCGCCCGACCUGAAGCGCGUGGUGGGCGCUUUCAGCUCGCGAGGCGCGCGAUGCAGCAUCAUGCCGAUGGGGGUCGCCCAGAUGCAGCAGUUCAUGGGCGCAGAGCGGGCCCGGGUGCUGGAGCUCGAGAACCGCGAGGCUCAGAGCGACGAGGUGCAGAACGCCAACUUGGCUGCGCUGGUGGCAGUGCUGAGGGGCUCGAUAGCCAGGGUCUCUCCAGGCGGGGGGGUCGGCGCCCCGCGCCUUCGCAAUUCCAUGUCCACUAGAGCGAAGAUUUCCAGGUCUGGAACCCGGAUGUUGCUCAGCGUGGGGCUGGGCCUUGAGGCCCCCCGGCAGUGCGACGUCGGGAUCGUGCUCGCGUGGCUCGGCGGGCUCAACGUAGCCGCCGUGGCCGUUGAGUCACCGAGGUUUUCGGCGCGUGGCCUCCGCGGGCCUAACGUAGCCAUCGACGCCAUUGAGUCGCCGAGGUUUCCGGGCGCCUGGGCCCCUAGAGCUGUCGGGCGCGUUGCGAUCCCGGACAUCGCGACGGCGGAGGCGCUCUGCCUGAUUUCGGUGGCUGCGAAGAUGUAUGAGCAUCGGGUCCUGAAGGGCAGUAACUGCGCUGGAACAAACAUGGGCGACGCAAUGGACGACCUCGAGAUGCGCGUGGACAACUUGAAGGACGAGCUGGGCCUUCGCGUCCCAAAGUCUGACUUCAAGAAUGAUUUGGAGAAGAUCCUCGGCACGAAGAGCCAGGGGGCCCUGGGCGGCGUCAUCACCUUCAGGGCCAAGGCGACGGACAAUGGAUUCCUGAAGAGCGUGCGCGGCCAGAAGGUUACCUGGGACUGGAGAAAAGAUGUGGUUCACAGCCAACGAGCGGUCGAUCAGACGAGCGUCGAUCAGACCAACGUCGCCGGGGAUCAUACGAGCGUCGAUCAGACCAACAUCGCCGCAGACUUCGACCUCGCGUUGUUCCACAACAAUUCGGUGCUGAGCAACGUGGCCACUGCAGGACUUAAUCACGUGUUGACAGAGAUCCCGGCACGCGACUUGCAGGAGUACCAGCUGUUCCCCGAGGAGGAUCUCGACUUCAUUCGCGGUUGGAUUGCGUG